Molecule: messenger RNA, 1280 nt
Organism: Cottoperca gobio
Lineage: Eukaryota; Metazoa; Chordata; Actinopteri; Perciformes; Bovichtidae
Gene: rnps1
Product: RNA binding protein S1, serine-rich domain
Exons: 7
Coding region: 105-944 (279 amino acids)
Biological process (GO): mRNA splicing, via spliceosome
Cellular component (GO): nucleoplasm; cytoplasm; ASAP complex
Molecular function (GO): RNA binding
Source: RefSeq, a predicted model, not a curated record
GUGGCGCUCUGAUAGCUACGUAACUUCCGCUAUUUCGUCAUCACCUAGCGACGUUUUUUCCGGCCGCCGCAAGUGGUUGAAGCGAAUUACCUCGUUUGAAAAAUAUGGCACCAUCACCCACAAAGCGGAAGGAGGAGGAAAAAACUAAAGAUAGAGGCAAAGAAAAGACUGGUACCAAGGAAGGAGACAAGGAGAGAGGACGGGAGAAAGCAAGGAAACGCCGCAGUGCCUCUACCGGCACUAGCAGCAGGUCCAGGUCUAGUUCUACUUCAAGCAGCAGUUCGGGUUCCAGCUCGGGUUCCUCAAGUGGAUCCAGCUCAUCUGGUUCCAGCCGCUCUGGAUCUUCAAGCUCUCGUUCCUCCUCCUCUUCCAGCUCCUCAGGCUCCCCCAGCCCCAGCCGUAGACGCCAUGACAACCGCCGCCGCUCCCGCUCAGCGUCAAAAACACAGAAGAGGGGAGAUGAUAAGGAGCGAAGGAAAAGAAGCCCGAGCCCCAAACCAACUAAAGUUCACUUAGGGCGGUUGACUAGGAAUGUCACCAAGGACCACAUCCAGGAGAUAUUUGCCACUUAUGGAAAAAUCAAAAUGGUGGAAAUGCCAACGGACAGGGUCAACCCAAACCUGUCCAGGGGUUACGCUUAUGUCGAGUUUGAGACUCCUGAGGAGGCCCAGAAGGCCCUGAAACACAUGGAUGGAGGUCAGAUUGAUGGACAGGAAAUCAGUGCAUCUGCCGUGCUGGCUCAAAGAGUCCGCCCUCCACCUCGUAGACCUUCUCCCCCUCGCAGAAUGCCCCCACCACCGCCUAUGUGGCGUCGGAGUCCACCUCGCAUGAGGAGGAGGUCCCGCUCCCCGAGGAGGCGUUCCCCUGUACGCCGCCGUUCUCGCUCCAGAUCUCCCGGUCGCAGGCGCCACCGCUCUCGCUCCAGCUCUAACUCCUCUAGAUAGAUGGGCGUGACCUCUUAGAUUCUCUGACACCAGAUCAGCUGCAGUUCCUGCUUUCCCAGAUCUCAUGGACUCAUCAGAAAUAGAAACAUCUGCAUUGUAGCCAACAAAAAGAUCUACCUGCAUGUAGAAAGUGGAAAUGUUUUUAUUUUAUUCUUUUUGUGCAAAUGUGAGUUUCUUUUUCAUAUUUUGUGUUAGGUUGAUCCUGUAGAACUGUCUCAGUAUUCAUGUUAAGUUUGUGCUCCACUGAGAUCUACAAAUAUUUCUUUUGAAGUGAGACUUCUUUUUACCAUGUACUGAAUUUUUAGACAUUUUUAAAAAUAAAAAUGCUGAAAUGUG